Messenger RNA from Rana temporaria (common frog), 926 nucleotides. RefSeq names its product putative defense protein 3. The coding region runs from base 133 to 720 and encodes 195 amino acids. NCBI's taxonomy places the organism in Eukaryota, Metazoa, Chordata, Amphibia, Anura, Ranidae. Gene Ontology annotation, molecular function: oxidoreductase activity, acting on metal ions. The transcript is spliced from 5 exons. The record is from RefSeq and is a predicted model, not a curated record.
CUGCACUAUCAGUACAGCUAAAGGAAGUGCUCAGAAGAUCAGAAGCUAUACCAGAGAGAACUGUUCCCUUUUUUCUAUCAUCUUUAAAACACUAACAGGAUACAAACAGCACAACCCGAUCUCUCUCCAGGAAUGGCGCAACUUAAUUUGUCGCUCCUCUUAGUUCUGUUAUCUUUCAGCACCAUAUCUGUCUGUUACCCAACUGGGGCACCUAUAUCUGCCUGUGAAACAAUGAUGCCGGGGCAUGUUGGAAUCUUUCCCCAACCUAAGCCUGCCCCAUAUAUAAUCAAGACAAACUCAAGUUCUAUCCAGAGUGGAAGACCCAUACAAGUUCAGAUAGUCGGCCCUGUUUACAGGGGGAUCCUGCUAGAAGCACGGACCUUUGCACAGACCACUCUGUUUGGAAAAUGGCUGCAGCCUCCAAACAACACCAAAAUAUUAGCGUGUCCAAAAAAUCCUGUUGGUGCAAUUACGCAUGCCAACACUAACUUAAAGGACCAAUCUACAACAUACUUAUGGAUGCCACCAGAUUCCGGAUCUCCACCUGUCUUAUUCUUCAUAGCAACUGUAGCCGAGGCAUAUGAUAAAUACUGGCUUGGAAUCCAGUCUGCAAUUUUAUAUCAGUAUUCCUUAGAAACCAGUGGUGCAAAUGAAAUUACUUGGGCAACUGCCAUUUUCACAGUCACAUUCCUUCAAUUUACUAAGUUUCUGCUAUUUUAACAACAAAUAUUACUGAGAUACAAGACAAUACAUUGACGACUGUGGUUUUCAGAAUUAUAGCUUUGUCACCAAAACUGGAAUUUAAGAUGAUGUUUUACAUGGUAUUGGUGGCUUAGUGCUGCUCUCAGAGCAAAUAAUAAAUGUUUAUUAUACAUGGUUGUAUUCUCAUAAUACCUGAUAUGUCAUUAAACAGAUAAAUUAAACCA